This is a messenger RNA of Melozone crissalis (California towhee), 744 nucleotides long. It is a transcript of the gene CUNH2orf72, whose product is annotated as chromosome unknown C2orf72 homolog. Bases 1 to 744 code for a protein of 247 amino acids. The transcript is spliced from 3 exons. NCBI's taxonomy places the organism in Eukaryota, Metazoa, Chordata, Aves, Passeriformes, Passerellidae. The record is from RefSeq and is a predicted model, not a curated record.
AUGGCGGCGGCGGACCUGCAGGAGCUGCGGACGCUGGUGGAGCGGGCGGGCGGCCGGCGGGCAGUACUGCUGGUGGCCGAGGUGGCGGAGGGGGCCCCCGCGGCGCCCGCGCUGGCCGCCUUCGCCCGCGACCUCCUGGACGACGAGGCGCCGCGCGCAGCGUGCCCGGGGCCGAGGCCGGUGCCGGGGUGCCGGGCGCGGCGCUCGCCGGGCACCGGGGGCCGGGCGCUGGGAGCGCGGCUGCUGCUGGUGCUGUGCGGCGGCGGGGCGGCUCGGGACCGCGGGGCGCGGACUCGCCUGCGGGAGGUGGUGCGGGACGUGCGCGGCCGCCUGCCCUCGGGGCCGCCGCCCGCCGUCGUGGGUGUCCUGCUGCCCGGCGGGGACGGAGAGGACGCGGCGGUGCUGGACGCGGCCCUGCGGCGGCACUUCCCGGCGCCCGGCACGGUGCAGGCGGCCCGGUACAGCCCGGGCAGCCCCGGCGAUUGCCGCGCCGCCGCCUGCCGCGCCCUGCGGGCUGCCCUGCAGCACCCCGCAGAAGACAUGAAAGACAGGGAGAGGUGGAGGCUGCCAUCCUUCCUGCAGUGCAUUUCUUGGAACCAGAGGAGCUGGAGAAAAGAUUACAAAGCAAAAGCUGAAAACAACAUUCAUGAAGAUGACCUGCAGGACCCAGAGGAAGAAGUGGCUCUGGCCAGCCUUUCCCCCAAUGGAACCUGUGAAGAAGCUGCUGGAGGCACGGGCACCUAG